Messenger RNA from Caenorhabditis bovis, 2154 nucleotides. NCBI's taxonomy places the organism in Eukaryota, Metazoa, Nematoda, Chromadorea, Rhabditida, Rhabditidae. The record is from the annotation of a GenBank genome assembly.
AUGGAUUGUCCGACUAACAAUCAACUCGUUGAAAAGAGGCAAAUAAGACGGCGAAAACGCGGACAAUUCAAACGGGACAAUGUGCACGUUGGCGGUCUUACGCUUGAUGAAGCCAAUAACGUUGCAAAACGGAUUCUCGGAUACUGGCAAAUUGAUUUGAGACUUCCCGAAAUUGCGGAUUCCGAUUAUGGGGGUUGCUCGAAAUCGAGGACGAUUAAUGAUGAAUCGGAGGUUGUAAUACAGCGCAAAAUGUGCAUGAUGUGCUCGAUGAAUCCGAUGGAGGCGUAUUUUCGAACGCAUUGCCGCGAAAUCCAUGCGAAAUCGGAUUCGGCGAUUAUUGAGACGAUGUUUCGAAUGAGCGACGUGCGCUACAUUCGAUUCUGCGCGAAUUCGCUGAUAUCGAGCGAAAUCGCCAGCAGUUUGUUUCAAAAUAAUCGGAAGAUUCUGAAUUUUCUCGCUUCCUGCGGUUUCAUAAUCGACAAGAAUAUCGUCAACUUGGCAUCUCGCCAAACAGAAAUCGAUUUUGACGAAUAUCAAUCGAAAUUUGAGGAGUCCUCCAUUAAAGGAAUACCGAUUGAAAAAGCGCGAGAAAUUGCGAAAAGUUUUUCGGAUGAUUUCAAAUUUCUUCCAGAAGUCGAGUUCCCGUUGAAAAUUGUGCACACCAGCCGACAUAUGGUGUUAUCGACUCAUUAUACGACCCAUUGUUUCGUUUGUCGAACAACGAAAACGUGUACGAAUUUCGCGAAACACUUUGCAAAUGUACAUAAAAAGCAUUGGGAUGAGAUUCAGACGUUGCUUGGAUUCCGAUGCGACAUUGACGACGCCGUCGAGGUCUUGAAGCGAGUCACUGAUGUUCGAAUCGCGCAAUACUUCAAAUCAGUUUUGAUUGCGCACAACGAAAUUGUAACAAUUUGCGCCGAAAAUAAGCAACUUGAAGAAAAUCUGAUAAAGUUUUUGCUGAAUUCAGGAUUUGUUAUUGAUAUGAAAUCGAAUGCUGAUCGUUCGGUGAAUUCCGGUCUGGUGCCUUAUGACUUGAAUAUUCCGCCAAAUAUGGUUGCCGAAAAUCCGCCUAUUUGGGAGAAGCUGAGGCUAAUGAAAGCCGAAUCAGCAUCAGACUCAGAUGCUCGAAAUAUGUCGACAAAUUCAUCGAGAUGCUCCAGUGUUACGGCGACUUCAUCGUCGUCGUCGUCCUUGUCAUCUUGCGACGAUGAAUAUUGGUGUCGCUCUUCGCCGCCGUCAUCUUCAGAAGCCGCGACUACGGUAAUCGGCAAUGACGAUUUUCCGUAUUGUGUGCUCAACGCGAUACCGACACAUUUUGAAGUUGACACGAUGCUCUACGCGAUACUCGAACGGCUGACAAACGGGCCGACUGAAUGCCUCACCCAAUUUGAAUAUAAUUAUCUACUCGGAUAUGCGUCGUACUCGCUGGUCAUCGCGAACGGAUGUAAAAUGAAUGUCGUCACACACAUGAAUUUGGCCGAUUUUCAGAAUGCGACGUUCGACGAGAAAUCGGGAUUGCAUGUAUUGUGCUUUGAGACCAAAAAAACGUUUGUGCGAACGGCGUAUAACGAAUAUCUAUGCGCCGAUCAGCGUGUUUGGCGAGCUUUGGAGGUUUUUGAAGUCGCUAGAGAACGGCGAGUUAAUGAACUAAAUAUGGCUGCCAAUUAUUUGAGCGAUCAAAGCCCAUUUUUCGUCACUUAUAAUCUGUCGCGGCAGACGAAGGAUACCAAUUAUUUUAUGAGCCAAUUUUUGAGAAUGUGCGGUUUGAAUUGGCCGUGUAAACCGACGACGGUGAGCGCGGCGUCGGCAAAAUUACUCAAACGAGAUCUCAAAAAGGUUUCAUCUCGCCUCUACGCGAUUACUUACUAUGAGCUUCUUCGUCAGCGAGAGCAAGAGCAAAUACGAAGCUUAGGCUUCGGACAAAUCGAAUUGCAUCCGACGCUUCAAAAAAUCCAAGCGAUCACCGUUUCGAUGAAACCGAGAGCGGCGAAGCGCAAAAUUGCGAAGCUUGCGAUUGGUCCGAAACGGAUUCGACGGGCGUCGAACAGCUCGGCGAGUGUAUCAUCAUGCGCUAGCGAUUGCGGAUUUAUUGAAGAUGAGCCGGAGGAGCAGCAGGAGGAGGAGGAGGAGGAGCUGGAGCAGAGGUUCUUUUAG